AUGGAGGGUUGGAAGAAAUCUGCAAUGAAAUUGGCAGUUUUGUUGGCUUUCAUGGUGAUUUCAUCAGAAAUGUGGAUGAAAUCCGAAGCAAGAGGACCCGUUGUGCGUUUGCACUGCACUAACGAUUCACAGUGCCAAUAUAAUUGUCCAAAUUGUGGCUGCAAAUGCAUCAACACAUGGUGUCGGUGUCCAAUACAACCCUUCACUCAUAACAUUCCCCUUCAAGAACAACCCCCAAAUCAUGUGUAA
This is a messenger RNA of Sphenostylis stenocarpa, 249 nucleotides long. Lineage: Eukaryota; Viridiplantae; Streptophyta; Magnoliopsida; Fabales; Fabaceae. The record is from the annotation of a GenBank genome assembly.